Molecule: messenger RNA, 879 nt
Organism: Rotaria sp. Silwood1
Lineage: Eukaryota; Metazoa; Rotifera; Eurotatoria; Philodinida; Philodinidae
Source: the annotation of a GenBank genome assembly
AUGGCUGGCCGACGCAUAGUUGUCCGUGGUGUUCCUUAUCAAAUUGAACAACAAAUUGGUCAUGGUCUUCAUAGUCUUGUUUUUGGUGCUCAUGAUUUGCAUAGUGGUCGACCAGUAGCUAUUAAAAUAGUUAAUCUUAGUCAUGGCUCUACAGACGUUAAAGCUGAUACUAUAUCUCGACGACAAUCGUUUGCAAAAGAAAUUAAAAUGCUUUUAUAUUUACAACCAUUAAAUCCUUAUGUUAUUCGUGUAUUUAAUCAUGAUCGUAAUGAGCGUGAAGGAAUAAUUGUUAUGGAACGUGGUGGCACAUUACGUGAUACUAUUGCUCAAUAUGCAAUGAGUGGGACACCAAUGCCUCCAUCUCUCGUACAUCGAUUUUGGUCACAAAUGGUUGAAGCUAUUUAUUAUUUGCAUCGUAUUGGAUUUGUUCAUGGCGAUUGUAAGCCCGAAAAUUUUAUUCAAGUUGGCCCUGAUGGGACAUCAUUACGAUUAAUUGAUAUGGGGAUUAGUUUUCGUUUACCACCAAAUGUUACUAGUCGUUUAAAAACGGCUGCUGGAACACCAGAUUAUGUAGCUCCAGAAAUGGUUAGUUCUCGUUUGGGGUUUGGUAGACAGUCAAAAUGUGGUUACAAAGCGGAUGUUUGGGCGCUUGGUGUUAUUCUAUUUGAAAUGACCUUUGGUCAUCGACCAUUACAACGCAUGAAUGGUAAUGAUGAAAAAUUGAGAUUUUUAGGUCGAUUACGACGUGAUAUUCCUAUCCCGAAACAUCCUGAUAAAGAUUUACGUGAUGUACUUAGACGUUGUCUACGUACGAAUAAACGUCGACGUGCGAGUGUUGAACAAAUACUUGAACAUCCAUAUUUAGCUGCAGAAUAUUAA